Molecule: messenger RNA, 2904 nt
Organism: Cyclopterus lumpus (lumpfish)
Lineage: Eukaryota; Metazoa; Chordata; Actinopteri; Perciformes; Cyclopteridae
Gene: ttc27
Product: tetratricopeptide repeat domain 27
Exons: 20
Coding region: 196-2715 (839 amino acids)
Molecular function (GO): protein binding
Source: RefSeq, a predicted model, not a curated record
AAUGCAAUGCGCAUCUGUCAUGGCUGCUCACUGAUGCCACUUGCGUCCCACAUGGAGUUAGAAAUAAACAGUUUGAUCUCCGACUGAGAAACACCCUCUGGGCUCAUUGAGAACACGACGAGUCGCCGGCUUCGAUCCAGCCCGUCCAGACUGAGGCCAGUCCACUUCACUCGAGAGGGAACCGGAGGGUCCGGCAUGCAGCUGGCCGUGGAGAUCCCCGUCCUGCGGGGCUUUUUAACAGCCGGCGAGGCGACGGGAUGGAGGCAGAAUGUGUCCAACGCUGCAGAGGCGGGGCCCCUGCUGGACUUCUUGAUGGAGGGGGACUUUGAGGCCGUUCUGCGGAGCCCCCAGGUGUUGGAUCUGCUCACUGGAGAUGGCAGCUGCAGCGAUGGGGAGGACCUCGAGGCCUACCUGGAGAGACAGGUCUUGCUGUAUCUUGACGAUGACCACGCCAACAGGGAGCUGACGGUGAUGGCCCUGGCUGUCGCUUGCCUCCACGCGUUUGCCCAGAGUAACUGGACCGGUCCUCCGGUCUCCAUCCGGGUCUCAGACCUGCUGCCCGAGGCCCUGCUCUCCUCUCAGCCCCAGACCCUGGUUGAGGCGCUCCACUCCAGCCUGCUCCUGGAUGGGGAGUCCGUGUACAGCCUGGUGGCCAACCCCUUCCUCCUCAUGCUGGCCAGGGUCAUUCUCACCAAGUGCUCCUCGAAGAUGGCCGGCCUCCAGCUGCUGCCGUGCUGGACUCUGCGCUACGUCGGCCUGCACCAGCAAAUCCUGGAGGCCUGUUCUCCACAGCUCCUGGACCUGGCCCAGAGCAGCAUUGACCAAGUACUAAAAAGCCCGUCUCCGUUGUUGGAGCAGAGGAAGCUGGCUAUCCACUUCCACCUGGAGUGCGUGUACACCAGCCUGACCUACUACGACUACAAGCCAGCCAAGGAACACAUCCAGAAGGCCCAGGAGCUCUCGGGGCUGGACAUCAACUUGACCGGUGCUCUUGGCAAACGGACCCAUUUCCAGCAAAAGUACUUGGCUCAGCUCAUUCUGGAGGUCAAGAAGAAGCAGCAGGACCAGGUGGAUGACGACUCCAGUCCCACCCCCACUCCUCAGGCCAGCCUGCCCAAGGACUACAGUCUGGGUGAUGAAACCCGCCUGGAUAAGAUCAAUUUAGCAGAACCAGAUGAGUACGAGCUGCCUGACCUCAGCGCUGAGGAGCAGGCCGUCAUCCUGGGCCUCUGCACUGACUUCCAGAAGAACAACCCUGUCCACAAACUGACUGAGGAGGAACUCCUGGCCUUCACAUCUUGUAUUCUGUCCCAGCCCAAGUUCUGGGCCAUCGAAGUCACGGCUCUUUGCCUCCGGACCAAACUGGAGAAGGGACAUUCCCGAUGUGUUGAGAGAGCCAUGAUGCAAACCCAGGCGAUAGUGGACCACUUUGAAGAACAGAACUGUCCCGUGACCGAGCGGCUCAAGGGGUUCUACUCCUGCCGACCCCCCACCAGAUGGGACGUCCAGAAACAGCUGGCCAGCCUGCUGACGGACCUCGGCUGCACCAGUUCAUCUCUGCUCAUCUACGAAAAGCUCGAGCUCUGGGAAGAUGUCGUUAUCUGCUAUGAGAGGCUGGGCCAACAUGGCAAGGCUGAGGAGAUUGUUCGCAGAGAGCUGGAGAAGAAGGAGAAGCCCAGUCUGUACUGCUUACUGGGAGACAUCCUGAAGGAGCAUCAGUACUACGACCGGGCGUGGGAGCUGUCGGGCCGACGCAGCGCCAGAGCCAUGCGCUCCAAAGCCCUGCUGCACCUGCGCAGCAAGGAGUUCCAGCAGUGUGUGGACUGCUUCGAGCAGUCGCUCCAAAUCAACACCAUGCAGCUCGGAGUGUGGUUUUCUCUCGGUUGUGCCUACUUUGCCCUGGAGGGCUAUGAGGGAGCUGCCAGGGCUUUCCAGAGGUGUGUGGGCCUCGAGCCAGAUAAUGCAGAAGCGUGGAACAACCUCUCGACAGCCCACAUUCGCCUCAAAAAGAAAAACAAGGCCUUCUGCACACUGAGGGAAGCCCUGAAGUGCAACUACGAACAAUGGCAGAUCUGGGAGAACUUUCUGGUCGUGAGCACCGACAUCGGGGAGUUUGCUGAAGCCAUCAAGGCCUACCAUCGCCUGAUGGACCUCAGGGAGAAGUACAAGGACAUCCAGAUUCUCCAGAUCCUGGUGCGAGCGGUUGUGGAGAACCUGGCGGACCGGCAGGGCGUGCCGGCAGAAGCUCUGCGGUCCAACCUGAAGGAGCUGCUGGGCCGGAUCAGUUCCCGUCACAGCAGCGACGCUGAGGUAUGGCAGCAGUACGCUCUGCUGUACGGAGACGGCCACAGCGCCGACCCCGACGACAACGACAAGGCCCUCCACUUCCUGUCUAAGGCCCAUCGGUGCAAGGCCCAGGCUGGUGGUUGGGAGAAGGAACCUGGUCUCUUCAAGGAGGUGAUCCAAAGAGCCCUGAAUAUGGGCGAAGUGGCCAUCAGUUGCAGUAAGAAUAAAAGGAAUCCAACAGAAGCUCUUCAGAUGCUCUCCUCCACCCGCCUCAGCCUCAAGAGUCUGGCCACCAAAGCUAAGCAAAUGCACAGCGACGUGGCGACGGGUCAGCUGCACGGCGAGCUGCAGGACGGAGUCGCCGCUCUGGAACAACUCGUCGCGGCGCUGCAGGAGCUGAGUGCGAAGCGGCGCGACCAAUCGCAGUGACCGGCAUCAGACGCGCGUCCUGGAUGACCCAAUUAGAAAUGGAAAUUUUGUAAUGGUGAUGUUUUUAUACCUGUAUAUCCACAUUGGAAUGUAAACAAAGACCAUAAGGAAUCAAACAGUAAAAUAGUUCAAAUUGUGAAUGCUUGCUUUUAGUUUUUUGUGAAUAAACUUGAGGAGCGUACCAAUUAA